GCCAAAACAAAACACAAACAUUCAUCACUCUUUUUCUCUCUUCAAGCCAUCAUGGCAACCACAACCCGAGAUGAAUCCGAUUACGAAAGUAGUUGCUCAUCCAUCACCGUGCCGGAAUCCAGCCGGAGUUGGAUGAGCAACGUGAGCUUCGGCAGUCGCCGGAGCUCUAUCUCCGGCGACCCGUCUCACAAACCACACAAAGCAAACCAAGCCGCUUGGGAAGCCAUCAAGCGGCUUCGGUUUGAAAAAGGUGGUCAAGUGAGUUUAGAACACUUUAAAAUCUUGAAACGGGUCGGGUCGGGUGAUAUAGGGAAUGUUUAUCUAUGCCAGAUCCGAAACCCGGUUGUGGGCUUACCGAAUAGUUAUUAUGCAAUGAAAGUGGUGGAUAGAGAGGCGUUGGCGAUUCGGAAGAAGUUGCAAAGGGCGGAGAUGGAGAAGGAGAUCCUUUCGGGUUUGGAUCACCCGUUUUUGCCCACGCUUUACGCCGAGUUUGAUGCUUCUCAUUAUUCUUGCUUGGUUAUGGAGUUUUGUCCCGGUGGUGACUUGCAUGCUGCCCGGCAACGCCAGCCCGCGAAGUGUUUCAACAUUUCGUCAGCUAAAUUUUAUGCCGCGGAAACGUUGCUAGCACUAGAGUAUCUACACAUGAUGGGCAUAGUUUAUAGAGAUCUAAAGCCGGAAAACGUGCUUGUUAGAGAAGAUGGUCACAUAAUGCUUUCGGAUUUUGAUCUCUCACUAAAAUGUGAAGUUGUGCCCAAACUCGUCCGGUCCAAACCCGACCCGUCUAGACAAGUUACCCAUGAUGAAGAUGAACAUGACCUAAAAUGUUCAACACCCUCUUGUGUACUCCCAAUUCAACCUGUCCUCUCUUCAUGUUUCUCAUUCCGAAAAAACAAAACCACCCCUACCACCACCAUAAUAACCGAAAAAAUCGAGUUUCAAGAAUGUGACACCGAGUUAGUGGCUGAACCGGUGAACGCUAGAUCAAAGUCAUUUGUUGGAACCCACGAGUACCUCGCCCCCGAAGUGAUCUCAGGUCAGGGUCAUGGGGGCGCGGUCGAUUGGUGGACCCUAGGGGUUUUUUUAUAUGAAUUAUUAUAUGGUGUCACACCCUUUAAGGGUGAGAAUAAUGAGAAGACACUUAUCAACAUAUUGAAGAAACCAUUAACUUUUCCAAGAAUUGGUGUGAGUACAAGUAAAGAAUAUGAAGAAAUGGUGAAGGUUCAAGACCUUAUUGCAAGGUUGCUUGUAAAGAACCCUAAAAAAAGAAUUGGAAGUUUAAAGGGUUCAAUAGAGAUUAAAAAGCAUGAGUUCUUUAAGGGUGUGAACUGGGCCUUGAUUAGGUCAGUUAGGCCCCCAGAGGUCCCAAGUGAGAUGAUGAAGGUGAGAAAUAAGGUAGUGGUGCCCAAGCUAAUGAGCAAAAAACAAAGAGAUGCACCUUUUCAAAUCCCUAAUAAUAAUCAUCAUUUUGAUUAUUUUUAGAAAUAUUAUGUAAAUAAGAACUAAUUUUAGGCUAAUCUUGUUUUU
Messenger RNA from Helianthus annuus (common sunflower), 1524 nucleotides. Its product is annotated as protein kinase PINOID 2. Gene Ontology annotation, cellular component: nucleus; plasma membrane; cytoplasm. Gene Ontology annotation, molecular function: protein serine/threonine kinase activity; ATP binding. The transcript has 2 exons. The record is from RefSeq and is a predicted model, not a curated record. Bases 52 to 1479 code for a protein of 475 amino acids. Lineage: Eukaryota; Viridiplantae; Streptophyta; Magnoliopsida; Asterales; Asteraceae. Gene Ontology annotation, biological process: protein phosphorylation.